AUGAUUUCAACCUUUGAGGACUGUUUAGAACAUUCAAGAUCUUAGAUUGGAGGUAUUUAUAAGGUGAAGCACUAACAAAAUGUGUAAAGAAAAGUUUGUAUGAAGUGCAUUUUAAAACUCAAAUUACAACCAGAGUAAAUUUUAUCCAAAGAAGAAUUUGUCAAUUAAUUGCUACAAAAAGCAAAUUAAUUAAACUUGAAUAGUAGAUUAGAAUCUAGUUAAUCGAAAUCAUUUUAUAAAUAAGCCUUUUGUCAAUUUGAUUUAUUUUAAAGAGAAAUAACUUCUAUAUUCACAAAUAUUGGGGCUAUAAUCAAAAGGAUUUCAGAAGAUGAAACAGCAGGUGAUGACAAAUUCUUAAGACUCAUAAAUUAGAAUUUAAACCCGUUUGAAUGCUCUCAGAGUGAAUUAAACUUUCUUGUAAAUUUUCUAGAAGGAAAUAUUUUUGAGGAAUGGAUGAGUAAGAAAAAAUUUGUCCUCUCUAACUUCUAAAAAACAGGAGAUUAUUUUGAAAGGCUCCUAUAAAAUGCAUACAAAACAAAUCAUUUGGUAGAAUAACUACAAACAUAUUUGUAUAAUAAUUUCUAUAUUUUGAAGAAUUAAUGAGAAAACAGAAGAGAGCAUCGUUUAGUUGGAAGGGUUGGAGUAUGUCAACAAUUAAUUAGUGAAAAAGUCCUUUAAUUUGAUAACAUAAAAUAAUGGUGAUAAAUUAUAUUUAAAAGAUGGGGAAAUUCUUAGAAUGUAUAAGUUUUUGUUAAAUGAUGUAGAGAAAAAAGAAUCUUAGGACAGAAAAGUGAAUAAUUCUUAAAAAAAUUAGAAUAAAUAAAGCAUUUAGAAUUCAAAGGAUAAUAUGGAAUUAAUGGGUAUAAAAUUAAUUAAUGGAACUAUUUUUGGAAGGGACAAUAAGUUGGAGGUGGUAAGUAUGAUUUAAGGGGUUAAAAGAAAGGAAAGUGGAUUGAUUUAUGUGACGAUUAUAGGGAGUAAUAAAAAUAUGAUAUAAUUUAGUUUAAAGAAUGUAGUAGAAGAAGGUGAUUAUUAAUAGGAUUAAAGAUUUGGGGAAUGGAAAAUAAUUUGGAAUAAUCAGCAAAUGUAAUAAUAUUUUAUCACAAAUAUAAGAGGAGGGGGGAAAUAUAAUGAUUAAAGUAUGAAAAAUGGAAAAUGGAAAGAAUUAAGUGAAGGCUUUAUGGAUUCCUUAGAGUUAUUUUAUAGUGGGGAAUACAUAAAUAACAAGAAAGUUGGUAGAUGGGACACCAUUUAUGAGGAAAAUAUCAUGUAAAAAUAAUUUAAAAUAAAUUUUAGAGGUGGAGGAAUAUAUGAUACAGAGAAUGGCAAUAAGAUUGAAAAAUGGAUUGAAAUAAAUGAGGGGUUAAAAGAUUGUUAAAAAUUAACGUAUAUUGGUGAAUAUAAUAAGAGUGGGUAAAAAAAAGGCAAAUGGGAGAUUUGUUAUGAAGAAAAAAUAAUGUAUGAAAUUUAUAUUGAAAAUAUUUUUAGAGGUGGUGGAGAAUAUGAUGAACAUUAUGGUAAUAAAAUUGGAAAUUGGACUGAUUUAAGUGAUGGAUUUGAAAAAGAAUCAUAAAUUACUUACAUUGGUGAAUAUCAAAAUGGGAAAAAAAUAGGUAGAUGGGAUAUUUGGUAUUAAAAGAAUUAUGGAGACUACUAAAAUGAAAAAAUGUAUCAAUAUUUAUGAAUUGAAAAUUGUUAGUGGUGGAGGAUCUUAUGAUGAAGUAAGUGAUAGCGUGAAGAUAGGAGAGUGGACUGAAAUAAGUGAAAAAUUUAAGGGGGAUCAUUAAGUAAUUUUUAGAGGCAAAUAUAAAAAUGGAAAAAAAACUGAUAAAUGGGAGAUUUUGUUCAGAGAAAAAUUUAAAGAGUAAUUUGAUAACAUGUACAAAAAUUAUUUAAGUUAAUUUAGAGGUGAGGGGUCAUAUGAUGAUGGUUAUAAGUGUGGUAAGAGAGGAAGGUGGAUUGAAAUAAGUGACGUAUUUGCAAGCUAUUCUUAAAUAAUUUAUGAUGGUGAAUAUCAAAAUAACCAAAAGGUUGGUAAAUGGGAAAUCAAGUUUCGGGAGAGUGAGAAGUCACCAUUUUCAUUAAUGUAAUAAGAUAAAGUGUAACAAUUUGUAGAGGGGGUGGAUAAUAUGAUGAAGAGGGAAUAAAUAUCGGUCAAUGGACUGAAAUAAGUAAUAGAUUUUGGAGGGAUUCAUAAGUUAUUGUUAAGGGCGUUUAUAAAAAUGGCAAAAAAGUUGGUAAUUGGGAGAUUUUUUAUAAAGAAAAGGGCAAAGAUAAAUUUGAAUUCAUGUAAAUAAUUAUAUAAAUCAAAUUUAGUGCUGGUGGAUAAUAUGACGAAAAAAAGUAUGGUUUGAAAAUUGGACCAUGGAUUGAGUUAGAUGAUGGAUUUAAUUAUAAUAAACAAAUAAUCCAUAAAGGUGAAUAUCAAAAUGGCAUAAAAAUUGGCACUUGGAUAUAAAUGGACAUAAAGAAAACUAAAAGUGCUUUGAAAUGA
Molecule: messenger RNA, 2494 nt
Organism: Paramecium octaurelia
Lineage: Eukaryota; Ciliophora; Oligohymenophorea; Peniculida; Parameciidae
Source: the annotation of a GenBank genome assembly